UGAUAAAACGACUCAAAACCCAGUUGUGAUUGAUGCCAACAUGUGAUUGCACAUCGAGUUUUCGUGGUUACAUCGAUACAGACAUCGGCGUGUUCAUCAGUGCGUAAAAAUAGAAGUUGUUGAUCGAUCGACUUCUCACAAAAGAAUGGCUAUACAUCUUCAAGAAGUGAUGCGAUCAGAAGUGGAGGGUGGCCUUGCUGGUCCAGCUAAUCCGAUACCGAAUCAGUCGAUAGAUUGCGGUUGUGGACUACUACCAUGUCCGAAAUUAGCAAAAUUUGCAACUCGCCGACUUUUCGUUGGCUUACUCUCAUGGGUUGGCUUGAUUCAAGCCGCUGCUUACGCGUAUCUUUUCAUAACAGGACCUACGAUCGGAAGAAGAUUUCAAUUUGAUCCUUAUGUAAUGGAAUGGGUACUUAUAAUAUCUGAUUUGACACCUUUCCUUCUUGGAAUAGUCGUUGCAUAUUGGGGUGAUAGAAUUCACAGAGCUGCAUGGAUUGGCGGUAUAGUUCUUUUGCAAAGCAUUUCGUAUUUUAUUAUGAUAAUUCCUCAUCUGACGCAUCAGACCAAAGUUAUCGAAGAAACCGAAAACAUGACACAUAUGUCGAUAUACGCAGAUGAUAGUCGAGAUCUAUGUUUCGACGCUUCUUCUAGGAUUGUUGCAAAGGAGAGUCAGCCCUGUUAUUUCACAUUUUCAAUGAUCUUCGUUGUACAAAUUAUAUCUGGUAUUGCGAACAUUGCGUACUUUGCGUUGGGUAUAUCCUAUUUAGACGAUAAUACAAAGAAAAAACACAUAGCUGCUUUCAUUGGUGUUCUCAUUUCUGCGAAGAUUUUCGGCAUUCUUCUAGGAUCUAUCCUGGCGUGGAUUUGUCUCAGAGUCGACGCAGUGACUUUGAGCUUGAUAAAGUCCUACAGAGAACAAAUCGGCGCAUGGUGGUUAGGGUUACCAAUUCUAACGAUACUACUCAUAGUUCCUGGUUUGCUUCUUUCAUGGUUCCCUCAAAUGCUACCAUCUGAGGUUGUCGAAAAAGCUGCUGCCUCGUUAUUACAUAGUUCCAACAAUCAAAAUCGAACAUCUCGCAGAUUGGUUAGCCGAAAAGCUGGUAAUUCCAAUUUCUGGCCAUCGGUCGGUAGACUGCUCAUUAAUAAAACUUUGAUUUGCCAAGUCGUUUCUUGUAGUCUUUACGUUAUGGCGAUUGUGCAUUUUAUUAGUUUCGAAAAUCUCAUUGCGCAAUCAAGAUUUCACGUACCGAAGCCAAGUGGGAUGUUACUCGGCUUCGAGGAUCCAGCUUCGUCAAGAUUAAUAUUAAAUAUCUUGAAACCUAUUCUAGUCGCCUUGAUCGUGAUCGUUUCUGGCCUAGUUAUUUCGAAGGCGAAACCUGGUGCUAAGUGUAUCAUUGGUUACAGUAUCAUCGUCGUACUUUUAGCAUCUGUAAUUAUUUUCUCAUUGUCUGCCUCAACUUGUGAGAAAAAGCCUAUUGUUGGUACCACUAGAAACGGAUCUCUCGUCCUGUUGAAGUAUUGUAACAGAAAUUGCGGCUGUUCGUAUGACGCUGAUUUUCGUCCAGUCUGCGAUAACAAAGGCACCUUUGUCUUUUAUAGUCCUUGUCACGCUGGAUGCACUUCUUCCAAAUUUAUAAAUGGCGUAACAAUUUACAGUGGUUGCAGCUGCAUAGAAGAAGAGAUAGGAAUGGAAGUGGAAGUGAUCGAUGGACCUUGCACUUCUACUAGUUGUCAAAAUAAUUGGAUACUUUUCGAGUCCGGAAGUCUGUUGACGUGCAUAUUAGUUGCAUCAACUUUCGUGGGAGAUAUAUUGAUAAUCUUGAGAUCAGUCAACACGCAGGACAAGGCCAUCAGCAUAGGCUUGUGGAUGUCGUGCUUGGCUAUACUUGCGAAUAUUCCCGGAAAAAUUCUUUACGAUGUGAUUGCAAAUCUAACGUGCCGACAUUGGGGAACUCAAAGAUCUGUGUGCCAUCUCCAUGAUGGCUUGAAGCUUGGCAACUAUCUGUGCUACAUGACAGGUUCACUAUUAGUUCUGUCUGUCAUAUUGAAAACCCUAGUGUGGUUCUUCUGCAGAGACUUGGAGCUUUAUAUUCAGAAAGACGAAGAACCAGCAGCAGCGACUGAACUGAGAAAAUUGAUGCGCAAUCCUGACGUUGCGACUAGUCAACAAGAGGAACCAACUAAGCCUGACCAUGAUAAUGACACGCCAGUUCGAGUAGAUAUCGCGAACGAGGAAUUGAAUAUAUCAACGAGGUCCCUAAAUGAAAGUCUGUCAAAGAAGAAUGAGGAAGAAGAGGAAGACAAGAGUGAGGAAACAACUCUGAAAUAUGGUCCCAUCGGUCCUGGGGAUCGUCGAACGGACUCAAAAUCAUCGCUGAAUCAAACGACGCAAAAUCGAAAGUCAAUGAUUCGAAACUUACAGUCGGAGGACGAGUUAAGUUCUAGCGACGAAGAAAGCAAAAAAAAAUCGAGUCCAAGGAUAGCAUACAAGCCGUUGAAUCUCGAUUCCGAUGUAGAAAGUGAUUUAAGCAGCGUGGAGCCAAGAUCGCGGAAGCGUAUUAUGGGGAAGGACUACGAUUCUGUUUAUACCAGCGAUCGCAGCUCUUCCGCGAAAAGCUCGCUCUUUAGACGUGAAUUUCCUAAUCCGGAUAACUACGGGGAUCCGAGACAAGCGAAACACAUAGAUGGUUCUUCGGAAACCAGCAGUUUCAAAUUUUCGAGAAAGAGGCAAGACGUUGAGGUACAGAAGAAGGGAGAUUUCAACGAAGUUGGUAUACCAAUAGUAGAUGUUCCUGUUUCGCGUGCUUCCGCGAAAGGUGUAAAAUCACUUAUUGAUCGAUAUGAACUAAACGCUGAACAGCAAACCGAAGAAGGCGAAGAGUCCUUCAGAUCAAGUGAAAACGGAACUCACAUGGAAAGUAAAAUAGGGAUCCCGCUAGUAGCUAUGGCACCGAAAAGACCUCUCUCGAGGAGUCAAUAUUCAUCAGGGUUCGGCAGCUUAACGGAUGGUAAGAUUCCUGCAAAUCGAUCCGAAUCCCGCGAAAGCGUUAGCACAAAAGCAUCUAGUAAAGGCAGUCUAGGAACACUGCGCACUGAUCUCUGAUGUACAACUAUGUUACAUAUCAGUUCUCUAUUUUGAAAUUUUAUACGAAAAUCUAUAAAGACACUUUAUUUAUUUAACA
Bombus huntii is the source of this 3182-nucleotide messenger RNA. It is a transcript of the gene Oatp33Eb, whose product is annotated as solute carrier organic anion transporter family member 1A5. Bases 146 to 3103 code for a protein of 985 amino acids. Gene Ontology annotation, cellular component: membrane. Lineage: Eukaryota; Metazoa; Arthropoda; Insecta; Hymenoptera; Apidae. The record is from RefSeq and is a predicted model, not a curated record. The transcript has 10 exons. Gene Ontology annotation, biological process: transmembrane transport; sodium-independent organic anion transport. Gene Ontology annotation, molecular function: protein binding.